CGUGUUGUCAUGCUUUGCUUUUACUUUAGUUUUGAGUUGUAGAAGUUUGCCUUGUUUGUACGCUGCUUUAUGUGUAACCGACUGGUGGUUGCGAUCAGGUUUUACGAACCAGUGCCAACUGAAAGCGGCGAAAUGCUUCGUGAGCGAUGGAGAAGCGGGCUGGCUUCAUGACCGGGAUUCGCUAACCAAGUGCACCCUUUUGCCGCCCUCACGAUGGCAGCGGCUUUCGGUGAGGUCAACGAGACUCCGCUGAUGUUUUCUCGGAGCAGCUCGCUCGGAUCUCUCAGCAGCCUGGAUCGACAAGCCGCACUAAAUGCCCACAACCUCUCCGUCAAUCAAAGCCAGCAUACAAGUGGAGCUGUCUCUCCCAGUGACCUACCUGACUCUCCGAGCCAGACGAUGCCACCGAGCCCACGCCACCGUUCUCCUGAACCUGUUUUCCGGCUUCCCCCUUGCAGAAAGCCCAUCCCACAGCCAAUUGGUGGUGUGUUCCAAGACUGCCCACGAAGCUUUGCAGAAGAAGGAACUCCUUGCCGCAUGUCACAGGCGACCAGCCUCAGCUCUCUUACUCAAGAUGAUGACGCCAGUAACACGGAAAAAAUGCUCAGGGCAUAUUACGAGCGGAAGCACUUGCAAGGUCACUCUCAUAUGCCAUCCCACGGUGUCGCCAUCAUUGACGAAGGUGCAGUCGAAGUAUUUGCAGACACAACACGACGAUAUGCUCAUGAAGGCACACCACGCCGCUACUCUAGACCUGACAGCCCCUGUUUAUUAACUAACGAGAACAAUGCCUGUUCGCAAAAUGUUGUCCCUGAUUGGGAUGAUGACUAUGAAAUGAGGCCUCACCAAGAAAAGCAGCCUGUGCCUUUUGAUAGAAAUCACAGUCAUAGGUGGAGUGGUGAGCGAGCCCAGAAAUCUCACGUAACACAUAAGCAUGUCUCAUUCAAUGACGACUGUGUCAUGCGCCCAUCGCAUGAAGACACUGCUGUGCCCUACUUUGCCGAGGACUGUGUUCGUGUUUAUUGCACGGAAGGUACACCGUCUGUUCUUUCCCAUGCACCUUCCCUGAAUGACCUUGGCAGUGCUAAAUCCUGGCCUAAUCCGCAGACUGCAGUUGACGUCAUGCUCGAAGUUUCACCCGAUGGUUGUUGUAGGCCUUCGUCACAAAGCAGCCAGGAAAAUCCCAAGCCACAGAGACGCCAUGAACGUGCAUCACUAAAUGACGACUGCCAUCUUCAGUCCCCGCAUGAAACAGAGUCACCAUCUUUUGAAGAAGAUUGUUUGCGUGUGUACUGCACAGAGGACACACCAUCAUUACUUUCCCAUUCUGCGUCGUUCACUGACCUCAGCAUGGGUCACGAUGAUAGUAAGAAUUGGGAAUCAGCUGAGCACUCUCCGAAGCCGCCUUGCAUCAAGUCAGAAGCCCUUAUUGAUGUUUCUGAUGAAGAGGAAGGCAGCGCUGAUCUCAUAGUGCAGUGUAUUCAGCUGGGCUGGCAGGUCUCACAGUCAUCAAAUUGUCAGCCAAAAACUAAAAGCUGGAGCAAAGUGCCAGAGGACAGUAUUACUAUAAGUGCACCAGUGCCAAAACCAAGGAGCAUAAACAGUACUCCGGGGAAAGCUUCAUCUAUUGCCGAUAAAAGCAGCUCAUUGUCGCUUUUGCCGUCUAGUCAUGUAACUUGUCAAAGUAAAUUGCAGCAUACCGUUGAGAAUAGCGCCUUGCCAAAGGAAAUGCCUUCACACAAAUUCAGGUUGGCACGAGCCAGACAGAGCUCAAGUGUGAGCAGUCUUGUUGAAACAACCUCUCCAAAACUUACUUGGAAGAGCAGUAGCAUCGGGAAUGUAGGUGAACUAAACAAACACUUUGGAGGCUGCUCAGUGGCUUUGGAGAGUCAUUUGGAUGCCAGCCAGCCUUCGUCUACACAAAACUUCAUGAUGAACUCUUGUGCAGACCAAAGCAAUAGCAUGCAUGGCAGCUUGGAUCAAAUGGAAUCACUAUGCCAAGAUAGUAGUGAUGAAGAAGAUGAUGCUCGUUUGUUGCAGGAAGUAGUGAUGAUGGGAAGGGCGCUAGCUGCAAACCCAGACUUAUCUGUAAACAUGGCGUCUCCAAGCACACAAUCACCCAAGGCGCCUCCUCAGUCAGAUAUGCAGUCCCCACCUUCAAGCACACCUUCCAUUUCAGUAGCAAGCCCUUUGAGACCUCAGCAGUAUGCUCAAGACACCAGGCAUGGUGUUGCUUCAACUUCAAUGAGCAUUGAAGAUAACACAGUUAAAGUGCCACUUGUGUCCCCUAGUCAUGUUUGUUCCAAACCUGAAGGUAGCAAUUUUCUGGAUGACAGUAUGCACCUAUCUGAAAGCAGUGAUGAAGAGCAGGACAGCAAGAUCUUGCUUGAAGUGAUCAGUCUUGGGCGUGCGGCUGUGGGCAAACAGCAGCAUUCUGGAGGCAAGAGCAUGAACUCAAACACUAAGUGCCUCCAGAAGAAUGAGUCUCGUGUUCAGCGUGAAAGUUCUUCAGUACUUGUAGGAGAUAGCUCCUGCAUGACGAUGCAGCCUGCUGUCCGUGACCCACCACCUCCCAUUCAAUAUCCAGCAUCUCCUCGUGCAGUGCCAGAUGUUAACGACUGUUUAAUUCAUGACGACGACGAUGAUGAUGGCAAGUUGCUAAAGGAGGUGAUCAUGCUUGGCCUUUCAAGUGUGCAAAGCAUAGCUUUAAAAAGCUUACCACCACCACACAUUGGCAAAGGGUCAAUAACUGUGCCCGAGAAGGAGAUCCCAGCCAUUGCAACACCACGUGGUGACAGUGACAAGCAAACUAAUGCUCCUAAAGACGGCCCUCCUGUACCCGUAAAAGCACCGGUUUGCGACAGUGAACAUAAAAACACUCACAGCAAUGAGGGAGAACAGAAAGACAAGCUUGCUGUUCCUCCCGAGCCUCCAGCAGACUCCUCGGACCGUGUUGUCCAGAUUCGUCUUAAGUUGCCAAAUGGUCGAUCGCUGACUCGACGCUUUCUCGCAUCGGCAGAGCUCGGUGUACUGCUGGUCUUUCUUGACUCUCUAGGCUAUCCGCUCACCAGGUUCAAGAUACUCAAGAAUUGGCGCAGACAAGAGCUUGCUACAAUAAACCCAAAACAGACUCUGGAACAACUCAAACUUUACCCGAAAAAGACUCUGACAAUAAAGGAGCGAUAGCCCUAUUGGUUUUUACA
Messenger RNA from Rhipicephalus microplus (southern cattle tick), 3203 nucleotides. RefSeq lists its product as uncharacterized. Lineage: Eukaryota; Metazoa; Arthropoda; Arachnida; Ixodida; Ixodidae. Gene Ontology annotation, biological process: nervous system development; cell fate specification; negative regulation of microtubule depolymerization. Gene Ontology annotation, cellular component: cytoplasmic microtubule; beta-catenin destruction complex; catenin complex. Gene Ontology annotation, molecular function: beta-catenin binding; microtubule binding; gamma-catenin binding. The record is from RefSeq and is a predicted model, not a curated record.